This is a messenger RNA of Balaenoptera ricei (Rice's whale), 718 nucleotides long. It is a transcript of the gene SMIM29, whose product is annotated as small integral membrane protein 29. The transcript is spliced from 4 exons. The record is from RefSeq and is a predicted model, not a curated record. The coding region runs from base 311 to 664 and encodes 117 amino acids. Lineage: Eukaryota; Metazoa; Chordata; Mammalia; Artiodactyla; Balaenopteridae.
GGCCGGGUUGGAUGGGCUGCAAAGCGCCGGUACAGGUCCACGCCUCGGGGUGUCGGGAUGCCAGGAUGCCCGGGGCCCUCUGUGCUCCCCCUGAGUUCCCUUCCCCUGGCCUGAGCCUCCCAGCGCCGUGGGAACUACCUCCCGCUCUCCGUUGCUGGUCCGCAUCCUAGGAACGGCCUGUCACCCUCCCUACCUCGGCAUGUCCCCUCGACCAUGGGACGGGCAUGCGACUCGGGAGCCCAGUGGAGGCGCCCUCCCGAGGCAGUACUACUGCCCAUGCUGACUACCCAGCCCUCUGGCUGCCGAUGUCAUGAGUAACACCACAGUGCCCAAUGCCCCGCAGGCCAGCAGCGACUCCAUGGUGGGCUAUGUGUUGGGGCCCUUCUUCCUCAUCACCCUGGUCGGGGUGGUGGUGGCCGUGGUAAUGUAUGUCCAGAAGAAAAAGCGGGUGGACCGGCUUCGCCAUCACCUGCUCCCUGUGUACAGCUACGACCCUGCUGAGGAGCUGCACGAGGCUGAGCAGGAGCUGCUCUCUGACGUGGGAGACCCCAAGGUGAGCACUCUGGGGACAGGGAGAAUCAGCAGAGGUGGGUCUGCUCUAUUCAUACCCCUGAAGACAGAGCCUGGUUCUGCUCUCAGCCUUCCCCAUGUGGGCCGUGGCUAGUGGGGUGCCUCCUCCCAAGUUGUGCUGUGGACUGUGCCCUGUGGUGCGGGUCUC